This is a messenger RNA of Colletes gigas, 2297 nucleotides long. Its product is annotated as ATP-dependent RNA helicase dbp2-like. NCBI's taxonomy places the organism in Eukaryota, Metazoa, Arthropoda, Insecta, Hymenoptera, Colletidae. Gene Ontology annotation, cellular component: ribonucleoprotein complex; cytoplasm; nucleus. The record is from RefSeq and is a predicted model, not a curated record. The transcript has 7 exons. Gene Ontology annotation, molecular function: RNA helicase activity; RNA binding; ATP binding. Bases 117 to 1889 code for a protein of 590 amino acids.
GCCAUUUUGGAUCGUGAGAGCUGUUCUGGUUUUCUCUCGAUUUUUCCUUGGCGAAAAGUUGGUUUUUAAGGAAAAUUGACCGAAUUUUCACAACCUAAGAAACUUCAGACACUUUAAUGAGAAUGGCGUACAGAGACCGCGAGCGUGGUGACAGAAGAGGCGGCGGCGGUGGCUCCCGCGGAGGCGCACGAUUUUCUCGCGAUGGUCGCUUCCCCUCCCGCGACUCGAACCCCUCCUUCUCCAACUUCAAAAACCGUCAACCAGGAGAACGUCUCCGCAAACCGCGCUGGGACAUGAGCACCCUCCAGCCCUUCAGAAAAGAUUUCUACCAACCUCACCCAAAUGUUACAACCAGAAGUCCUCACAUAGUAGAAGCUUACCGCUCUGACAAGGAAAUAACUGUCAAAGGUACCAACCUCCCGAGCCCAAAUAUCUUCUUUGAAGAGGGCGGUUUCCCAGACUAUGUUUUAAAUGAAAUUAGAAGACAGGGGUUCGGGGAACCGACUGCUAUUCAGGCCCAAGGUUGGCCAAUUGCUCUUUCUGGUCGAGAUAUGGUGGGAAUCGCGCAGACGGGGUCAGGAAAGACCCUGGCCUACAUCCUGCCAGCUAUUGUCCACAUAAAUAAUCAGCCUAGAUUAAAUAGAAAUGAUGGGCCUAUAGCUCUGAUCCUGGCCCCAACGAGGGAACUGGCCCAACAGAUUCAGCAGGUUGCUUCAGAUUUUGGGGUGUCUUCACAAGUGAGGAAUACUUGUAUUUUUGGGGGGGCCCCCAAGGGUCCACAAGCUAGGGAUUUGGAGCGUGGGGUGGAGAUCUGCAUUGCUACUCCUGGGAGGCUCAUCGACUUCCUUGAAAGGGGAACCACCAACCUACGGAGGUGUACGUAUCUGGUUCUGGAUGAAGCGGAUAGGAUGCUGGACAUGGGUUUUGAGCCGCAGAUCAGAAAAAUUGUUGAACAAAUUCGACCCGAUCGUCAGACUCUUAUGUGGUCUGCAACCUGGCCCAAAGAAGUUCGAAACCUAGCUGAAGAAUUCCUCACCGACUACAUACAAAUAAAUAUUGGAUCACUGCAAUUGGCUGCAAAUCAUAAUAUUCUCCAAAUCGUAGAUGUCUGCGAGGAGUAUGAAAAAGAAGGAAAACUUAUGAAACUAUUGGAAGAGAUUUCUAAUGAACCAGAGAACAAGACUAUUAUUUUUGUGGAAACCAAAAGGAAGGUUGAUGAUAUUACAAGAGCCAUUAAUAGGUACGGAUGGCAAGCAAUUGGAAUCCAUGGUGAUAAAAGUCAGCAGGAGAGAGACUACGUAUUGAAUCAGUUCCGGAACAGCAGGUCAGCAAUCUUGGUGGCGACAGAUGUAGCAGCGAGGGGCUUAGAUGUCGAAGACGUUAAGUUUGUGAUUAAUUUGGACUACCCGUCGAAUUCCGAGGACUACGUGCACCGUAUAGGGCGCACAGGACGCUCGCAACGAACCGGAACUGCCUACGCAUUUUUCACACCAGGAAAUGCUCACAAGGCCAGUGACCUGAUUCAGGUGCUCGAAGAAGCGAAACAAGUGGUCAACCCUAAGCUCUACGAACUCUCCAGGAACCCAGGAAUCUACAAAAGAGGGCGUUACGGUGGGCGCUCCGGCGGUGGAAGUGGUCGAGGCUCCAGAGGGUCACGCGGAGGGGGGCGGGACGGAGGGGAUAGAGGCAGGUUUGAGAGGGGCAGCGGCGGCGGAGACCGGGGGAACAAAUGGAAUGGAAAUAACAGUAGUAACGUAGGCGGAAGUUAUGGCAGUAAACCGUUCUCGCAGAGCAGCUACGGAACCUCGAGCGGCUACAGCCAAAACGGAAGCUGUUAUGGGAGUGGAACAGCUGGCGGAAGCAAUUAUAGACAACAAAACGGCUAUUAAUUCUUUAAUAACUUAAUCAAGAAUUCUGUAAUAUAGCGAAACGAUGAAAUAGAACACGAAAGGUAUUAGUGACUACAAGGAAAACAGCAGUGAUAGAAUUCUUUUUGCGUGGAAUGCAAAUAGAAUAUUGCUUGAAUUUAUUAUCGUUCAUUCCAGUUUCUUUUGCGUGUUUUCGAUUAGAAUGCGAUAACAUUUCAGUUUCUAGAAUAAUUACAUGAAUAAUUGAUUUCAUCGGCACGAUUUGAAUUAGAAUUGCAAUCAUUGCAGAUUUUAAAAUUAUUCCAAUAUUUUUGUAUCGUAUAAUGUUGUCUAACAAAUAAUUAAGUAUUCCAUUCUUCGUUGCACUGACACUGCAAGUGUAUUAUUAAUUAUUAUUGUGUAAUAUAUGUGUCCUUAGAGUCAAGUAAU